Messenger RNA from Anopheles merus, 1403 nucleotides. Its product is annotated as zinc finger and SCAN domain-containing protein 21-like. Gene Ontology annotation, biological process: regulation of transcription by RNA polymerase II. NCBI's taxonomy places the organism in Eukaryota, Metazoa, Arthropoda, Insecta, Diptera, Culicidae. Gene Ontology annotation, molecular function: DNA-binding transcription factor activity, RNA polymerase II-specific; zinc ion binding; RNA polymerase II transcription regulatory region sequence-specific DNA binding. The record is from RefSeq and is a predicted model, not a curated record. The transcript has 4 exons. Gene Ontology annotation, cellular component: nucleus. Bases 13 to 1335 code for a protein of 440 amino acids.
GUGCGCUUGACGAUGGCUGUUCCAGCAAAAUUAGGGAAUAUUUGUAGAUUUUGCCUCAACCAGGAGCAGGACCAACUGGUUCCACUCACCACGAUCGUGGACAGUUCGCUUACGCUCGAGAACAUAGAAAGAUUUACCGGAAUUGAGAACCUAGAGGAGGAAAGCAAACUGUACGCCUCGUGCAGCGACUGCCAUAUGGCGCUGAUCAGGUCCGUGUCCUUUCGCAACACGUGCCUGGCAAAUGAAGCACUCUUCAGGGAGCUGUGCGCGGUAGUGGAGGAACAUCUCGACGAUGUCGAGGCCGAUGAGUUUGUGGUCGAGGAACUGCAGGAAACCGUCUCGGAAAUGGAAUUCAUUGUGGUAAAUGAUCACAAAAAACGGAAAGCGACUGAAAGGAAGGAAUCGCCAGCAGCCAAAGCGCGAACGUGCCCCAGAACCAUGCGAAGUGUGAAUGACGGAACGAAGCCCGACACCGAUUACUGUGCGAACCGGAUCGAACUCGGUGAGCCGUUCUCCUCCGACGAGGAGCAAAGGUCGACCCGGGCAGGCCAGGUGAUACUGGACAAGGAGGCACUGUUUGCCGAGAGUUUGCGGCUGAUACGAGAGACACAGGAACGGAACGUGCAUGCCACGGUGGAAACCCUCGAGUCCCCGGGGGAUGAUAGCAAUGAUUCAAGUCAUGCGCCACCCGUUGCUAGCGAGUGGCACCCGAGACCGCCCAAAUCGCAGCUGUGUGAGGUGUGCGGUAAGGUGGUGCAGAAGCUGAGCGAACACAUCGCAAUCCACACAAAGGAAAUGAGGCACGCGUGCCCGCACUGCCCGGUGAGGAUGGCCAACCAUGCGAAUCUGUACCGCCACGUGCAGGCCGUCCAUCUGAAGCGGGUGGUGAAAUCGUGCGAAAUUUGCGCCAAGGGUUUCACCAGCAACGCGUCGUACAAAUCACACAUGCGCUCGGAGCAUGGGAUUGGUGAAACGUACGAGUGCAAGCUAUGCCCGAAGAAGUUCAACCAUCCGGGCAACUAUCGCGUACACUUUAUCCGUUGCCAUAGCGACGUAAGGAAAUUCACCUGCACGAUCUGCGGGAAGCAGUUCAAAGAAAAGCGCGAUCAUCGAAACCAUCAGCGAGUACACUCGGACGAUAAACCCUUUGCCUGCAGCCAGUGCCCGAAGCUGUUCAAAAGCGAUUACGCCAGGAAAACGCACGAACUGACGCACAGCGGUGUAGUGUUUCGGUGUGCGCACUGUGAUAAAGGUUACCGCUACAAAUGCCUGCUAAACAUACAUAUAAGGAAGGACCAUACUGCAACAAUAAAGCAGGAAGGGAGCAACGAUUAACACACACACACACACGUUGGCCAAGAACAGGUAACAGAGCAAGACGAAUACAUUCCACUGUUAUUCUA